AUGAUUGUGUGUCCAUUGGACGAUAGAUCGCCUCACUUCACUCGUGUGCGGCGUUGCGUGCCUCGAGAUUACGAUGCCGUCAAUGUCACAUUGGACUGCCCUGGACAAGAUCCGCCACAAAUUACCAAGUCCAUUGUGAAGAUCAAAAAGUGCGAAUGCAUCGAUCUGGACCUGUCGGCGCAUCUUCGCUUAUAG
Molecule: messenger RNA, 195 nt
Organism: Cooperia oncophora
Lineage: Eukaryota; Metazoa; Nematoda; Chromadorea; Rhabditida; Trichostrongylidae
Source: the annotation of a GenBank genome assembly